AUGGAAAAAGGGCCAGAGCUGGAAAGGCAAGCAGAACUGGAACAACUGGCAGAUAAGGAGGAUGACAAGAAGGCGAAAGAGGCGCUCAAGGAGCGCAAAAAGGAUGCUUCCAAGAAGGACGGUGAGGAGAACAAGGAGGAAAGCAACGGCAAAGACAAGGAAGACUGGAGCAACUGGUCUGGCUGGAAAGGAGGUGGUGGGGGUGGCAACUCCUGGAAGUCCAAUUGGAAGUCCCAAGGGGCCCAAGGAUGGGGACAGAAUCAGAAGUGGAAGGAUUGGAAAGCCGAUGAUGGCGGCAAGGACGGCUGGAAGCGACAGAAAGGCUCCGGGCAAGGUUCCUUGGACGCCGCGCCGCCCGAGGAAUCGGCAGAGGAGCUGGAAAGACGAAAGAAGCGUGCGGCGCGCUUCGAGACAACCGAGGUGGCCAAGCCGUCAACGACGACUUGCAAAAUUGAAUGGUCCGCAGCGCCGGAAAAGGAGGCAAACGGCGAGGCUGCGGGCGAAGCUGGCGAGGAGGAGAAGAAGCCAGAGACAGAAGAGGCAGAAAAGGCUGCAGAAGAGGAGCGUGCAAAGCAGAUGCGAAGCGAUGGGGUGCACCACCGGUCUGAAAGCGAGGAUGAUUAG
Molecule: messenger RNA, 624 nt
Organism: Symbiodinium natans
Lineage: Eukaryota; Dinophyceae; Suessiales; Symbiodiniaceae
Source: the annotation of a GenBank genome assembly